Messenger RNA from Caenorhabditis remanei, 558 nucleotides. RefSeq lists its product as uncharacterized. The transcript is spliced from 3 exons. Bases 1 to 558 code for a protein of 185 amino acids. Lineage: Eukaryota; Metazoa; Nematoda; Chromadorea; Rhabditida; Rhabditidae. The record is from RefSeq and is a predicted model, not a curated record.
AUGACAGUGAACAAUUCACUACUAUUUAUUUUCUUCUACAUUCUGGUCGUCCUCUCCUUCCUCGUGCUACUCGUUAUCACUCAAGUAUUCCAUUUGAUGAUUUCAGUACUAGCUAUUCAAAAAUUCUUUCUCUACUUUAUCCCGUCAAGUGAAGGACCUAUAACUGUUAUUCAAAAACUACUGAACAAAACUAUUUGGAUAAUUUAUUUGGCAUUCGGUGUCAAAGAAAUUAUCAGUUUUCUGUGGUAUAUAAGCACGGGAAGUGUGAGUUACGAGUAUGACUCUGAUGACGACAUAGCGAUGGUUUUAUAUGAAAUUUGUCUUUUCGCUGAUAUAGUAAUGUUUUUGAGUGGAACUCCUAUAUCAACUAUCAUGAUAAUUACAAUGACCACUGAUAUUAUAAUUACUCCUUUAAUUAUUCAAAUAUCAUAUCUUGGAUGCAACAAACGGAAUAUGGAUGUGUUGAUUGCAUCGUUUGGGAUUAAGAAGUUGAUCAGAAAAGUGUUUAAAAUUGGAUCUAGCUCGAUAGUGGAACCAGAACAGACAACACAAUCUUGA